Molecule: messenger RNA, 1619 nt
Organism: Nicotiana tabacum (common tobacco)
Lineage: Eukaryota; Viridiplantae; Streptophyta; Magnoliopsida; Solanales; Solanaceae
Source: RefSeq, a predicted model, not a curated record
UUUUAAUAGUUAAAUAAAACCCUCUCUACUAAAAUAAUCCCCAAUCACUCCCAAAUUACACUCUCACCUCCUCUCUUUCUUCCUCAAACCCCAACUGAGUUUUUGCAAAAAUGAAGGAAGUGAAAUACCCAGACCUAUUAGCCCAAAUUAUCAAGUAUUGCGAACCUCGUCCCUCUGCUGAGGAAGAAUUACAAAACUGCCCUCUUAUUCAUGAGUACGAGAAAUCUCCAGAAUCCUCACCGUCGUUAAAAUUAACGUCGUCAGAGCCCACCGGAAUACUCAUGUUAUCUCUUCCAUCUUCUGAUUCCGUUAGCCAAAGUUCCCCUCACGAUAACGAAGAAUUCGAAACCCCGCCGGAGCACAACAACUCCAACUCUCAGCCCUAUUUUUCCGGCUCCGAUGAACUGAAACCGAGUACGAGUACUGCAGCCGUUGAUUUUCAACAUAACGAUGAUGAUACUGAUGCUGUUAAUCAUGAUAACUCGGCGGCUGUAGAUUUGGGAAAUGAUUCUGAUGACCUAGGGUUUGAGGGGCGAAUGCUGAAGAGGAUUAGGGUUUCUGAUGAGGAUUUGGAUGUGAAGAGUUCAGUUCGGAGAUUAGAUGAAAAAGGACCGAUUAUGAUUGAAAUUGAUCAGACUCAGGAUGUUGAUACUGAGGUAGUGAUAGAAUGUGAGGAAAAUGUGAAAGUUAAUGAGCGUGGAAUUGAGGGAAAUGCGGAUUCUUCUACUGUGAAAAUGUCUGAGAGAGGUGAGGAGGAGGGAGAUAGAGGAGAAAAGCGUGAAAAUGGUGAAAGAGGUGUAGAUGACAAUGAGAAGUUGAAUGGUGUUGGCUAUGUUGAAAUGCAUUUGAAUGGGAUGAAGGAUGGUAUUAGCCGUGGUGAUGGUGGUGGAAGAGGUGUGGAGAGUAUGAAUUUAGAUGAGAAUGAUAAGUUGAAUGGUGUUUGCGCCAAGGAAAUGCAUUCGAAUGGGAUAACAGAAAGUGUUGGUGCUGGUGUUAGUGGUUGUGGAGGUGUUGAGGGAAGACGUGAAUUGCCAUUAUCAAUGAGGGGAGGAGACAAGGAUGUUGGAUUGGUGGAAGAAGUUGGGAGGAGAAUAGUCAAGAAUACAAGGUUUAAGGAUCUAGUGGAAACUUUCUCUAUGGUGGUAGGGGAUGUUAGUGGUGGUGACAAGAAUGUUGAUUUCUUUGAGACUGCCAAGGCCCGCGGUUUGAGUUUUCCUCGGCCUAGAUGGUGGCCACUGGAGGGAUUUUCUGAUUGAUUCAAUAUUCAGGGAAGUACAACUUUUGGGGAGAUUUGGCGUUUGUUAAUGUACAAAGUUUUUAAGAGUUCAGGAAAUAGAAGGGUUAUCCCUAACUGCUUAUUUGAUCGCUAAUUGUCUGUUGAUGGUUCAGAUAGAGGUGUCAUGGUAAUGCUGGAUUGGUGGUAUGUCAACCAUAUGCAAGAAGAGAUCUUUGAAGUGUUUGAUCACCAGCAGAUGGAGGUUUUGUACUGCUUUCUCUUUCUGAGAUGAUGUUGUAGUUGUACAGAUUCAUUAAUUUGGUAACCUUGAAGUAGAUACUUAUAGAACUUGUUCCUUUCUUUUAUGAAGAACUGGCGUUGCUUAUCAAAAUGGUUUAGCAAA